AUGCUCAAAUGUAGAACCGCGUGGAGAAAGCUUGCUCCUCUUGCCAGAGCCUCUUCAACAUUGUGUCGGCAGAAUGUGAGAAGGACAGGUUUGCACAAUGGCAGAAUACCCGCAGCUCACAUGGCAACGGGGCCAACGGGGGGCGGCAGGGAAAACCAGGUGUACGCCCUCCUGGUUGGGGUGACCUGUCUUGGUGGAGCCAUAUACGCGUACAGAACUGUUAAAGGAGACAAGCGAAGAUAUCUGGAACGUAUUGAAGAAAUCUCAUCUCGACCACAUAAACGCACCGAAGAAGCAACCGCUAGCGUCCACGUAGAAGCUACUGCUGUUCCAGAGUCCGAACCUGAAGUCGCACCUUCGUCAGAAGAACCGAGCCCUCCCGUGCCUGAUGUUGAGACCGCAGCUUCGAGCGAGACAACCGAAGCUCUACAAGAACCCUCCCCUCCGUCUGAGCCCGGCCCAGCCGAACAAACCGAACCGAUCCCGCCGCCUGUCGCGGAGAGCGAACCCGCGCUAGCCGAAAGCCCCGCUCCGGAACCGUCUGAGCCGCAAGCCGAAGUUGCGGCCGAGAGCGCUGCAGGACUGGUCCCUGCACAGCCCUCGCCCAUGCUCCCGUCACACGUGCCGUACCUCCUCAUUGGCGGAGGGACCGCCUCCUUCGCCGCUGCCCGCUCAAUUCGAGCCAGAGACCCCGGCGCCCGCGUUUUGAUUGUGACGGAUGAGCCGGACCUCCCCUACAUGAGACCGCCUCUGUCCAAAGAACUGUGGUUCUCAGAUGACCCCGCGGUGACAGAUACACUACGCUUUAAGCAGUGGAACGGAAAAGAACGAAGCAUUUACUUCCAGCCAUCAUCGUUCUAUAUUCCUCCAGAGGAACUGAGUAAUGCGGAAAAUGGGGGAGUGGCCGUGCUUACUGGGAAAAAGGUGGUCCACAUGGACGUGAGGGGAAACAAAGUCAAACUAGACGACGACACAGAGGUUUCCUACGACAAGUGCUUGAUUGCCACUGGUGGCGUUCCGAGAAAUUUGCAAGUCAUCGACCGAGCAGAAGAGGAGGUGAAGAAGAGGACAACUUUAUUCCGUAAGAUUGAAGACUUCAGAUCCUUGGAUAAAGUCUCCAGGAACAUUAAGUCCAUCACCGUCAUUGGAGGCGGCUUCUUGGGCAGCGAGCUAGCCUGCGCCCUUGGCAGGAGAUCUCAGGAUUCCGGUCUGGAGGUGAUUCAGAUGUUCCCCGAGAGAGGCAACAUGGGAAAAGUUCUUCCGGAGUAUCUCAGCAACUGGACCACGGACAAAGUUAAAAAAGAGGGUGUAAAAGUCAUCUCAGAAGCUCUAGUCAAAUCUGUGACCUGCAAAGACGAUCAGUUAGAAAUAAAACUAAAGGACGGUCGAUCGGUAAAAACGGAUCACAUCGUCGCCGCCGUCGGCCUGGAGCCCAACGUUGACCUGGCCAAGUCGGCCGGCCUGGAGGUGGACUCGGACUUUGGUGGCUAUCGAGUCAAUGCGGAGCUGCAAGCUCGCUCCAACAUUUGGGUGGCGGGAGAUGCCGCGUGCUUCUACGACAUCAGGCUGGGCCGUAGACGAGUGGAGCAUCACGAUCACGCUGUUGUCAGUGGCAGACUGGCGGGGGAGAACAUGACGGGAGCCAACAAACCUUAUUGGCAUCAGUCCAUGUUCUGGAGCGACUUGGGUCCCGACGUAGGAUACGAAGCCAUCGGGAUUGUGGAUAGCAGUUUGCCCACCGUCGGGGUCUUUGCCAAAGCCACAGCCAAGGAUACACCAAAAGCUGCCACGGAGGAGUCUGGAACCGGUAUCCGCUCCGAGAGUGAAACGGAGGACGUGGCGUCAAACGCCGUGGCCUCCUCUGCCCCCGCGCCAGCCGUCACGCAGAAAGACGACUUCGGGAAAGGAGUCAUCUUCUACCUUCGAGACAAAGUGGUGGUGGGCAUCAUCCUGUGGAACGUCUUCAACCGAAUGCCCAUCGCGAGAAAGAUCAUCAAGGACGGUGAGGAACACGCAGACCUGAAUGAAGUCGCCAAGCUGUUUAACAUCCACGAGGAUUAG
This is a messenger RNA of Nerophis lumbriciformis (worm pipefish), 2061 nucleotides long. The record is from RefSeq and is a predicted model, not a curated record. Lineage: Eukaryota; Metazoa; Chordata; Actinopteri; Syngnathiformes; Syngnathidae.